Messenger RNA from Vigna angularis (adzuki bean), 784 nucleotides. RefSeq names its product vacuolar protein sorting-associated protein 55 homolog. The record is from RefSeq and is a predicted model, not a curated record. The transcript is spliced from 5 exons. Gene Ontology annotation, cellular component: endosome. The coding region runs from base 247 to 660 and encodes 137 amino acids. NCBI's taxonomy places the organism in Eukaryota, Viridiplantae, Streptophyta, Magnoliopsida, Fabales, Fabaceae. Gene Ontology annotation, biological process: late endosome to vacuole transport via multivesicular body sorting pathway.
AUGGUGUCGGUUUCUGGUAGUUUCAAAAUGCAAAAUUAAAAUACGAUUAAGAUUGAGGUUCAGCUACAGCGUUCCAGGACUCACAGAUACCAAUUUUCUUUUCAAUUCUCGCGUCAAUUUAAACUUUGUCUGUGUUUAUUUCGGACCCUAUCUACCCUCACUGUUCGUUGCUUCAAUCGAAUUUUUUCAUCUCAUCUCGUAUAUUAUUAGUUAUUACUCCCUAUAACAUGAGGAGGUGACUUGGAGAUGUCAGACUUACCAGGAUAUAUGCGUUUCUGUUUGAACACAGGGAAGCUUCUUUCAUUGGCAAUAUUGGUCUCUGGGGGAAUCGUCUUGCAAAUUUUGGCAUGUGUCUUGUAUAAUAAUUGGUGGCCGAUGCUAAGUGUGUUAACAUAUGUGCUUCUACCAAUGCCUUUGCUGUUCUUUGCUGGGUCUAAUGACUCUAUAUUCUCCGAAUCUGAUAAUAGCUGGGUGAAUUUUACUAAGUUCUUGACCGGAGCCUCAACUGUGGGAGGCAUUGCCAUUCCAAGCAUAUUGAAGCAUGCAGGGGUUAUUGGUUGGGGAGCCUUUGCAAUGGAACUUUCUUCCUACUUCGUGUUUGGACUGACUGUAAUAUGUUACCUUUGGAUGGGUGAUGAAGAUGAAUACAGUAUCCUCUGAUACGAGAUUUGCUUCAUCAUUGUAAAAAUGAAUUGCUCCUUUCACGCGCUAUUGCUUUUCUUGCAUGUGUGACUUUCACUACAACAUAUUUGCUUUUUUUUAACGAUGAUUUGUUGACUCCCCC